UUGGACGGAUGGCGGUGCAGGAGCCAAUCCUGGAGCGCCUACCAGCACGCUGGAGCCGUAUGACAUGCAUUUUUGUUUUUAAUGAUCAAGAGGGCUCCUUAAAAAUGUUUGCCGGCCUGUUUGUCUCGUACAGGGGAGCAGAGAGGUAGAGCAUAUCGCUUGGACAACCGCAGUGCAGCCAGCCCCCCUCCUCCUAAGAAGCUCGAAGCAGAGAGCCUCGCCUGAUCACAGGAGGCCACGACUCCAGCACCUUUGCAGGUAAGGUUUGAUUCCCACAAUGCAUGUGCUGAAGCUUAUUGAAAUGUCCAAAAAGCCACAGACAGCGGCUGCAGCUUUGCCUGAAAAGUGACAAAACCUUCAGAUUUAUUCAUGUGUGAGAAACUGCAGAGGACAAUCUCUCCUUUGAGCUCAGCAGCUGUAACUCAGCAGCCAUCCAUGCUGUAAUAGAGAGGAACAUUUUAGCUGUUUCAUUGUUCACUUUUGUGGCUCCACUUGAUAUUCUGAUAUUCAUAACCAAAGUCUUAUUUUCACAGUAAUCCCUGAAAAGCUCUAUUACAGACUGUCCCCAAUCCUUUCUUUUGGCUUCAGCCAGUUUAAAGAGGAGCUCUCUCUCUCUCUCUCUCUUUGUUCACUUUGCAUUGUCUUCUCAUUUCCAUUUCUAACAAUUUGCUGGAAACUCUCAGCAAAACAAAAAAACAAGAAGAAGCAGCAGGAAUAAAUCCAAUUCGAGCUGCUUUGUUAUUUGACAUUAUGAUGCUGGGAGUUCAUAGUGUGUAAUCCAUCUUUUGAUGCUGUGUUCAGUGAAAACUGUUUCUGUCUUUUUUCUCAGGAAACACAUUCAACUAAAAAUGGCCCGUGUUGGACGACCAUCAUUUUUCCUGAUUCACACAGGACUCCUGCUGGCUAUUGUUUUAUUACCAGGUGAGAUUUCAUUUUCAGAAAUAAUUGAAAUGGGACUUCAUCUGAACUCUAAUGUAGAAGGACACUUACACACAUGAAGAAAAACAACCACCAUUACAUACGAGUAACAGCAAACGCAGUGACAAGGUUAUUUAUGUAAUUAUGAAGAUUUUACUUGAACAUAAAUCGUUUGGUGAACCUUUUCUAAUGACAACUAAACUUUGAGACACAAUUUAGACCACAAGGACCAGUUUGUCUCCACCUUUCCCACCAGUAAGCCAUUAUUCAUCAGUCUAGUCUUGCAACCUCUUGAUGCAGGUUAAGCGUUUCAUCUCAAAUGCUCAAAGCCGGAUGUUUCUCUCUGAAAUAGUUUUCGCCUCUCAGAAUAUUUUGUUUGAAAGCUAUUCAACUUUCUCGUGAGCGAGAGGAAACUGAAGGAAUCAGUGAUUUACAUUGAAAAACAGAGCAAAGGUUUGACCAAGACUCAAACUUUUUGGAUCAAUAAUUUUGUGUUUUUGAUUUUAGAAGAAAGACGCACAAAAAAACACACCUAAAAGAAAAACAGUAAAUGGAUAAUGGUAUUAAUAAAAUGCAACUACCACUUUAAGUGUGUAAGAGAAGAAUUAUAAAGUAACUGACACAUGUUUAUUUAAGUGACAUGGUUGUUUGCUUACCUAUAAAUACUGUAAAUGUUGUAAUACUUUUACUUAUUCAGUUUUUUAAACUUUAAAUUAAAUUAUCUCAGGGUUUCUUUUACAUGUACCUAGAGAGAGUCAGACCUCACAAUUUAAAAGCUCUCCGGCCUAAUUUCUCAGUUAAAGACACCACUUUGCUCCAAUCUCUUGAAACAAAAACAUGAUGCAGAAGCAGCCCGUCGGUGCUUUAAAAUCAUAAGACUUUCCUCACUGCCCCUCUGGGAAACUUUCCACAUUAAUAAAUGUAAAGGUCUGGAAGUUUCUGCCAUAAUCAGCUGACUUGGCGGCUUUUUCUGAAGUCAUAAACUUCUAAAGAAAACCCCUGGUGGAGCAGAAGACCCCGCAGACGUGGAGACAGGGAUGCACUUAGACACGUCCCCUCCCUCUCACUAUCCACAUUUACAGUUUAAGGGUAAUUGGUUUGUGUGAGGGCCCGCUCUUUGUAGUUUUACAGGUAAAAGAGGCCCCCAGUAUUUGCACAACCUCUACCAGUCUGGUUCAAAGUCUUACUGAGUGUACAAAGGUCUGGGUGGGGGUCUGCAGGAAGAAUUUGGGGUGUUAAAUCUGCAGGAUGCUGCUUAUGCUGGGGCGCCAGAGCCCCAGCACCUGCCGGGUUUCACCCAGGGGCUUAUUAGCAGCUCAGCGUUUUCCCUGUUGUGGAGAGAAAGCUCAACAUCUGGUCUCAGUCAGCUAAUGUCCCUGCUGCUGCUGCUAAUGUGGCUCCUGCUCCUUUAUUUUCUUUUUACAGAGUUUCUGGGGGCCGUUCCAGUGGAGCAGCUCAAAGAGGAGGAAGGUGAGGACCUGAGACGUGGCAUGUGGGGGACAUGUUGACUUUUUUAAGCCUCUGAGAUAAAAGCUAUGUGAAAUGAAAUUACUGUAAAACUUGAUAGUCAUCAUUAGCAAACACUAGUAUUCCGCCUUCACAUUUACAUUUACUAGUUUUGGUAUGGUAUAAAUUGAUAUGAUGUGCAAAAGCAAAUUCAAACCAUUUUUGACAAAAUUAACAACUUCUUUAUUGCAAAUUUUAUUGCCUUUGAGGGGGGAGAUACGCUGAAAAAACAGCUUUGUGUUGAGGGAUAAAUCUCACUUUGAAAAGACAAAAGAAGGAAUUUUUUUGUCACUGAGCACUACUUUCAAAGAUGAGACAAAAUUACCAACAAUAUCAGUUAUCACUUUGUCCACAGGGGGCGCCAAAGUCAACACAGACAAACAGUUCCUUACAGGAGAUUUAAAAAGACUCUUUAAAAAGUAGUUUGUGACUUUUUAAGCCAGUGUUUGGCUUUUUUUCCUCUGUGCUUUGAAUUGAAACUGUUUAAUAACAAACUUACUUGUGUUGUUGAUUUGUCAGUUUGACCCUUUGUGAAUGAUCUAGUGUUUUCAUUUCUGGUUUGCAGAGACACUGAGAGAAACUUUACCUUGGGCAAAACUUCAUGAAUUUGUAAUGUUUUGUUGCUUUAUUCAUUCUAAGUUGUUCCUGCAGAGGUUAGUCAAACCUGGUAGAGUCAGAAUAUGAUGUUCUUCAUUUAUUUGUAGGAUGAAUCAAGGAACAUCAAGUCCAUGUUAUUAAAAAACAAAACUUAUCUGGUAAAAACAGAACAAAAAAGAAUGAAAAACACCAUUUUAGACAAACAAGUCCAACACAGUAACCACAUAUGUACAGAAUUAUUUUGUAUUUUAGAAAAUACAGGAGGCAGGGGAUUUGCUGACUUACAGGAAGACAAAGCAAAGCUAUAUGAAAAGGAAGAGGCAGCAGCUCACUGUAGGUUUUUUUGAUUGGCUGUUCAAGUGCUGAGGGCUGGCAUUGUGACCUUAAAGCUGCUGCAAGGAACUUUUGUGACAUUUUGGCUCUGGCGCCCCCCUGUGGACAAAGCGAUAACUCUCAAUUUUGGUCCUUUGUGUGUGAAAAUAGUUUUCAGACAAAAACCUCUUCCUGUAAUUCUUUAAGAGUGAAAUGUAACACUCACUGUGAGUAUUUGCCACCGGAAAAAAUGUAAAAAGAUGUAUUUUUUCAGCCUGCCGUCAAUCAUCUGGUCAGAUAUUUACCUCCUCACAUCAUUUUGAAGCAUCAAAAAUAACAACAGAUUAGUUUCAUUUGCAAUGAAGCAUCUGUAUCAGUUUCAGUCUAUUUUUCAGUCUUUUAAAAACUCCUCAUAGUACCUUUACGAUAAAGCAUUGACCUCUUGUGUUAGAAUUAAGCUGAUGUCUAACUGCAGUUCCUCAAAUGUCCUCUAGAGGCUGGUCCAAAAAGCCAGGAGAACCCUAAUAGAUCCCAUGUUGAUUUGCCAGUUUUUACAUCAGGAUAAAACAUGUUGGUCUAACAGCUCACUUUUUAGUCCUACAUGUUGUACACUACAGGGGUGAAUUUAUUCAUGACAACUUUGUCUGGAGUUUAUCACGGCUAAGAGUUAUAGAUAAGUUUGCAUCAUUAAAAGUGUUGCUGAGCUGACUGAUAGUUGCAUGUGUUAAAAAAUGCUCAGAGGUUUCAGCUGUUUAUAGACCACUCCAUUUAUGGUUAGGUUGAAUCAGCUUUUCAAGAUGACAAACGCUUUCACUAAGUUUUAUAACAACUCCUUAGAAAUAAAUAGGUGACCUAAAAUAGACAUUUUUAGACGUGCUUAUAAAGUCUGUGCUUCAGAACGACCAAGACUGGCUGUGACUCUUAUUUUUUUUCUCCCUAUUAGCUCACUUUAAAUAUACCUUAGUAACUAUACCAGUUUUGACAUAUUUGAUUCAUGUUUCACGGUUAAUUUCCUCAGUAUAUCAGUGAGUUUGUACCAUAAAUACCAGUAUAUAAAUAUAGAAAGUAGCAUAAUGUGAUUCAAUAUAGCUGUAGCUAAGAUAUCUAAUAUUUUCUGUUCAUGUGGUUUGUAAAUUUUUGCACCAACACCCUUAAUUGAGUACAUUUUCUUCCCCUCAGUGCCCGCAGAAGCAGAAGCCAUGGUCCGUAACAGGAGGAACCUCCCCCUCCCCGUCCCCGUCAUGGCUGUGCCUCAGUUCAAACGUGUGCCGGAUUUCUGGGGAUGGUACAAGUAUUUCAUGGACAGCCACAACCAGGAGGGAGUGAGUGGAGUUUGUUUCACAUUAAUUAUUCAGUGUCUCCCAGCUGGGACUCUGAGCCACAACAUGUUUUCUUCUUCCCCUUCAGCAACGAGGCAACAAUCAAGUUCUGCUCUUUUUUUUUGAUCAUAGAUGCACUCAACAGUUUUCACCCAAACACACAGAUUAAAACUUCUGUUUGAUGCAGGCUUCUUAUUUUCCUCUGAAAUAAAUACUUUAUUUCUCAGGCCAUGGUUAAGCUAAAGUCUUAAUAUGCCAUCUCACUCUUUGCUGAGUUACUCUGCGAUGCGAGUCAUGUUCCAGCAGAGAGAGAGAGAGAGAGAGAGAGCGCUCUGUGGCUUCAGAGUCAGCACUGUGGUUUGAGUAUAAAAAACACAGAGCGGAGAAAGUACAUAUACUCCUCCUCAGAGAGAUGUUCUUCUAUCAGGGGCUUUGUUUAAAUUUUUACUGUUUUAUUUUUAGGUUAUCUGAGCUCUCCACUGCAUAAAGAUGGUAUAGUUUCAGAGUAAAUGUAUUCAUCUGCGUCCUCUCUCUGCUUUCUAGUUGGAGGAUCUGGAUCGUCUGUACAUGGCCUUCCUGCAGAACAAGCACAGGUCAGAGGAGGGUCCUAGCUUCAACCACUACCUCAAGCACCUCAGUGAAAUCUACAAAACCUGUGCUGACUCUGAUGACCCAGAGUGCAUCGCUGAGUCCACCAGCAAGCCAAAGGCUGCCGUUGUGAUGCCCGCCCCCAUCAAGUCUGCUGCAGUCAGGAUGUGCAACCCUUACCUCGACCCCUACUGCCUCUUCCCUCUCCUCUCCAAGGUGGCCGCCCCUGAACCAGAGCCAGCUCCAGCCAAGGUCCCAGCUCCCAUCCUGACCCCAUUCCUGCCUAUGCCCCUGAAGAGCCCCACUGGCUUCUACUACUACGCCCCUGUCCUGGAGCCCUUCCUGAGUCCUGAGCAGAGGACUGAGCUGCUGAGGAUCUGCAACGCUGAAGAUGUGGAGUGCCUGCAGUAUCACCUGAGGGCAGCUUACGGUUAUCGCCCAGCUCCUGGCCCAGCCCCAUCCUAUGCUGCGCUUAAAUGUGAUCCCAAGAACCCCUACUGCAUGCCAACCCUGGUCCACAAAGCCCCCACUGGCUUUUACCACCUGCUGUACCCCAGCUGUGACCCAACAGUCGAUCCUCUGUGUGUGACCAACGUUGCUGCUCCUGCUCCCCUGGCCGGAGAGGAGCCUCCUAAAGAGCAACACUGCAACCCUCUCUUUGACGCCGGCUGCAACCCUCUGACCGCCACCAAACUGUCCGGCCUCACCAAACCCGUGCUGGAGUACCCCCUCAAAGAUGAGCCUGCACCCGCUGCUGCUGCUGCUGCUGCUGCUGCUGCUGCUGCUCCUCUGUCCUGCGACCCUCAAUUAGACCCAUUCUGCAUACUGGCAGCUGCUGCUGCCCUACGCAAGCCUGCUCCACAGAUCCCCGAACACCAGGUCUGAAAAGUCCGGCUUCUUGGAUUACAUAGCUCAGUUUUUAAAGGAAUAAUCUAAUGUAAUCUUGCUUUUUAAAUGUUUUCUUCCUUUCAUUUAGAUUAUUAAAUGAUGUAUUGAAAUGAAAAGGGUGUUGCAUGAUGCUUUCAUUUGCUAUCUUCUUUUGCAUCUUUCUUUUAAACAAAAACAAAUCAAUCGACCAACCAACCAGGUCCGCUACAAGCUCGGCGUCCCCGGCAAGACCAAGGAUGGCCACGACUGCUAUGUGCACUAUGACAAAGACUGCAUCCCGGUGAAGUCUGGCUCAGUGGCCAAGGCCGACAUCAAGGCUCCAGCCAAGCCAGCCUGCCACCCGUUCGACCCCAACUGUGGAAAGUUUGCUAAACCCUCUGGUGUUGUGGCCUCAAAGCCCAGCAAGGACGGCAUAAUCCUGCCUGACCCCGACUGCGACCCCGAGUUUGACUACAACUGUCGGCUGCGACGCGCUGAGCCUGCAGAAGCUGCUGACGAGCCGGCCCCCGCUGCUGCUGAGGAGGACGUUGCAGAUGAACCCGCCAAGGAGGCCGCUGUGCCGCGUUUUGAAGACUUCCUCAGAGGCAUCAUGAGCCAGCACAAGUAUAUCUGAGAGAUAACAGCAUCAACACCUGCUGCGUGGUCUUCCUACCGCAGAUAGAGCUCACCUUGAAGUUGCCAGUUUUCAUAGAUUUCAUGAACUUUUGAUUGAAAUCAUUCAUAAUCUUUUCAUAAAGGGGGAACACCUCCAGGGGGCUUUUUAACAUAUUACAGCAUUAUGUGAAACUUGUGGAUUAAACGCUUCAUGUAUGUAUGUUUGUAGAAAAGAGUCUUAUGUAUAGAUGUGUUAUAGUGUAGGGGUAGUUUGAAUUUUUGUCACUGGGCAAGCAUUUCCCUGUGUUGUACAUUCUGUGUUUCCAUUUGAGAUAGCCAAAGUGUAUUUAAUGUUGUUUUCCAUAUUUUUUCUGCAUCUUUAAAACUCAUAAAACUUCAUCUGUUUAGUUUUUAUAAAGUUAUAAAUAAAGGAUUUAAAAACUGUGAAAAUUUUUAUUUUUUUUACACAAGUGAAACCUUUUACACACCAACCCAUCUGCCCAGAAACUUCAGAUUAUAGUAUGAAACCUAAUACCAACAGCUAAAAAAAAAACCCUACAAUUUGGAGUCCACUCUUUUAGUGAACCCUUUAACACAGCAUAACAGCCCAGAUGUUACAAGUUACAUGUAGCAGUGCACAAGCCUUAGUGUGCCAGAUGGCGUGUUGCACGUACACCAGUUUAUGCUCCAACAUUAUAAAAAUGCUUAUCCCAGCUACAUCUGCUUAUUUAUAUGUGGACAUAGUUACCAAAGAGAUGUUUUGCAUGGUAGUUCACCCCACCGCAAACCCCCUCAUGAAUAAUAAAUGCAUGAAUGCAAGUUUUUGAAUAAAUUCGUAGGAAUAGUAAAUGCAGAGAUCGAGACGGGGAUUAUGUGCAAUGAUAGAGUCAGUGUCCCAGCAGCUGUCAUACCAAAUGUUCUUCUAAUAUAUAUAUAUAUUUUUUUCAUUUUAAAAUGAAAAAAAAAAUCUCCAAAUUUUUAAUGAGUAUGCAGAAUAAUUAGCAGAAGUUUUCAGCCUAGAGUAGGAAGAGUAACAGUGCAAAUGGAUUUGUCAGGCUGCAAACUU
Messenger RNA from Xyrichtys novacula (pearly razorfish), 7788 nucleotides. The record is from the annotation of a GenBank genome assembly. NCBI's taxonomy places the organism in Eukaryota, Metazoa, Chordata, Actinopteri, Labriformes, Labridae.